Molecule: messenger RNA, 604 nt
Organism: Dunckerocampus dactyliophorus (ringed pipefish)
Lineage: Eukaryota; Metazoa; Chordata; Actinopteri; Syngnathiformes; Syngnathidae
Gene: pyyb
Product: peptide YYb
Exons: 4
Coding region: 181-462 (93 amino acids)
Biological process (GO): feeding behavior; neuropeptide signaling pathway
Cellular component (GO): extracellular region
Molecular function (GO): neuropeptide hormone activity; neuropeptide Y receptor binding
Source: RefSeq, a predicted model, not a curated record
CGCAUGACCUCUUCCAGGCUGCUGGAGUAGAAAGUGAGAGGUGUGGUUUGGUGUUACUCAACACACCUCAUGUAUGCAUCCCUCACUAUAAAAGCCACGAGAGUGAGAGGAGAAGAGCAAGUCAAAGCACCAUCAGCAUCACCAGCCAAUCUGCACCAGGAGACUUAGAAAAAAGCAACCAUGCUGAGAUUGUGCAUUAUGCUCACCACGCUCCUCUUCUGCUUGUUGGUGUUUUGGAGCACCUUUGCCGACGCUUACCCACCAAAACCGGAGAGUCCCGGGAGCAAUGCCUCUCCGGAGGACUGGGCCAAGUACCACGCUGCGGUCAGGCAUUAUGUCAACCUCAUCACCAGACAGAGAUAUGGGAAGAGGUCAACCCCUGAGCAGGCGAUGGCGUGGCUGCUGUUUGGGGCUGAUUCAAGCCAAGACUCUGAACCACGUUUGGAUUAUAACGACUGGUAAUUGACUCCAAGGAUAAGCCAUCCCCCUUAGAAAUCAAACAUUCAAAAUCACUGGGAUUCUGAGAAGAAAAUCUUAAAUCAAAUUUCAAUGUGUUUCAGUUACUCAAUAUGCAUGCAUGUUUUUCUCUCUCGCUCGCUCUCUG